Molecule: messenger RNA, 1653 nt
Organism: Andrographis paniculata
Lineage: Eukaryota; Viridiplantae; Streptophyta; Magnoliopsida; Lamiales; Acanthaceae
Product: probable E3 ubiquitin-protein ligase WAVH2
Exons: 2
Coding region: 1-1653 (550 amino acids)
Source: RefSeq, a predicted model, not a curated record
AUGGCUUCUUCUUCUUCUUCUUCAUCUAAUCCUUCUUCGUCUAGUCAACCACAGAGAACAGACGAUGGCGAGCCCCUUUUCUAUCCUGACGAUGAGCCUCUGCCCUUCCAUGAAGCAUCUUUCAUUCCAGCUUAUGGCUUACCCAGAGUUACUGUUACCGACAUUCCCGAGCGCCCCUUUGUCAUUUCAACAGUUCCGCCGGAAAAAUUUAAUGUUCUUCUUCAGAUAAAGGCACCAUCAUUGUUCCAAUAUGGAAACCAUCCCCUGCAGCGCACUCCUAUUGAUCUUCUUAUUGCGCUCGAUUUUAGCGAAGGAAUCGGACAAUCAGCAUUGGGUCAUGUCAGGGAUGCCCUGAGGUUCGUAAUCGACAACUUAGGCCCCUCGGACAGGCUUUCGAUACUUUCGUCCUCUGCCAGGCCUGAAAAGGUUUUUCCCCUGCGCACAAUGUCCGAGCAAGGACAGAAAGCGGCAAAAGAUGCCGUUAACAGACUUGUCUUUGCAAAAGCUGCACCUAAUUUUGUCGAUCUUCUUACAGUUGCAGCUCUGGUUCUUGAUCAAAGACGGUAUCUCAAUCCAGUGGCAUUCAUUAUACUCUUGUCCGAUAGGAGAGACACUACAAGCACACUGCCGCUUGCCUUGGAGAGUACUCGAGAAAUGGCUAUAUGCGACCUUGAGGAAUUACCGUUUGCAGUCUAUCCUCCUCGCUCUGACAUCAAUUAUAUAAAUAGUUACUUUGAAGCACCCGUAUAUCCGGUCUACGCCUUUGGAAUUGGUAAACAUCACGAGCCUUUUGCGCUGCACGAAGUAUGUUCGGCAACAGGUGGCACUUACUCCUACUUGGAAAACUAUGCGAUUCUGCGGGAUGCGAUCGCCUGUCGCAUCGGAGCCCUGCUCAGUGUAGUCAAAAUACAGUUUUGUUUAACACUCUUGCGAGGCACUGCUGGGGUUAAUAUUCUCGACAUCUACUCCGGAGACUUCUAUAGCAACAUUUGCGAAGAGGAUAAAUCGAUAGGUGAAAUCAAAUUAAGGCACCUUUUCGCUGAUGAGACGAAAGAAUUUCUUAUCGAAGUGACUCUCCCGGAAAACAGCUUGGAGCUUAAGGAGACAUGCCUUGAUUUGAUCUGGACAUACAAAGAUUCUGUGUGGAAUGAUGGGAAAACACAGCUAUAUUAUGAUCAUGUCGACAUUCAUCGAACAUUAAUCGCCCCCCAUCCCAUGACAAACCUUGUUCACAAGGAGGUUAUACGGACGAGGGCAUGCCUCUAUUGCUCGUUGCGCAUUCACGACGCCAUAAGGACCUACGAAACCAAAGGGUUCAUCAAAGCGAGGGAAUUUUUGCGCAACCAAAUAUCAGAAAUUAAAGAAAGUGAAAGUGUUAGCAACGAAGACAAGCUGAGUGUUUGGAUGCUGAUACAGAUACAUGAAGUAGUAAGCACAAUGUUGGAAGGCAGCCGUUCGUUUAAGAAUGGAGGAAUUGCUAUGGCGCUAUCGACUCUGAGUUCGCACGACACGCAAACGACAACCAUUUCGGGUAACGAAGUCCCCGGCACUGAAGUUCACUUGUUCCAGCCCUACGGGACGCCCAAUACUAUGGCUAUGGUGAGGAAAUCGAUAUUACAACAACAACGUAGUUCCACUCGUUUACACCAUUAG